This is a messenger RNA of Drepanopeziza brunnea f. sp. 'multigermtubi' MB_m1, 696 nucleotides long. NCBI's taxonomy places the organism in Eukaryota, Fungi, Ascomycota, Leotiomycetes, Helotiales, Drepanopezizaceae. The record is from RefSeq and is a predicted model, not a curated record.
AUGCUACUUAAGCAAGUAACUCAGUCUAAUAGAAUCGUUAAGCGCGGCCGAGGCCGUUUAAAAAAUUUUUUUUUUGCUUUAGCUAUUGCUGCUGCUGCAGCUGCGGCGGCUGCGGCGGCUAUACUACGCACUCUUACCUUCGAAGCUUCGCCCUUUCCUUUAGACCUUCUUACUAAGCGCUUGCUUAUGCUAACGACCGUUAAAGCUUUAAACAAUUAUACCGCUGCUUUUGCCGCUGUUAACACCGCUUUCGAUAACUUCCUCGCUUUAAAUGCUGCUCUUUUAAAAGGUGCUGUUAAUGGUCCGGGCGGUCUAGCGAGUAGAAGUAAAGGUUUUAGAAGUAGUCUCGAUAGCUUUGCAAGUUUUGCUUUUGCUUUUAAGACUUUUAAUUUAAAUGUGGCCUUUGUUAGAUUAAAUAGUCUUGUAGUAGCAAACCGUGGUCCGGUGACGCGGAGCGCUUCGAGCAUGUCACUUUCUCCUCUUGCGCUUGCCGCUUUUAUUGCUCUCGUCGUUCUCGCUGCUUUCGUCGCUCUCGCAGUUCUCGUCGCUCUCGUCGCACUUAUUGUCGUCGCUCUUUUUGCGCUAAUCGUUGCGCUUGCCGCUUUCGCGGCGGCGCCCGCCGUUGCUAUGACUCUUGCGGAGCGCCGGGCUAAAGUAAAAAGAUUGCUAAAAGCUUUAAUAGAUCUUUUGUUAUAA